CAUUUUUCCAGGUGUAAGGGGCCAAAAUGCAGUACUUCUUUUGUCUCCUACUGUUGAUGGCGGUUUACUCCAAGUCUCACAGCACCCCGUGCGAGAAAGGCUGCGACUGUCACGAGGAACUGAAACUCACCACUUGCACUAARGCCCUCUUUACCCAACUGCCCAACCACAUCCCUCCUUACACGGAACACCUGGACCUAUCUAUGAACCUCCUAACCUUUAUUCCGAAGAGUUCCUUCCGAAUGGAACGCAAACUGAGGGUUCUGCUUAUGAAGGACAACAACAUCAGCGCUGUGGCCGACGGGGCCUUCACCCAGCUAGAGUUCCUUCAGAAGUUGGACCUGAGCUGUAACAGGAUCUCGUCCCUGAGCGAGAGCUUCUCCCUGGGCCUGAAUGCUCUGAGAGAGCUGCAGCUGAGCCACAACCACCUGCACACCCUUGACAGCAGGAGCUUCAUGCACCUGGAUGGCCUACAGAGGCUCAACCUUACUGGCAACGCCAUCCAUAAUAUCCAGGUGAGGUCCUUUGGCUCAUUGUCCACCUUGCGGCAGCUCCACCUGGAGGGCAACCAUCUCGUCUCCCUAAACAACGGGGUGUUCUCCAUGCUGAAGUCCCUGGAGGUCCUCAACCUGCAGGGGAACCAGAUCAACAAGACCCAAGAGGGUGUCUUCACACCCAUGACCUCCCUGGCCCUGCUCAACCUGGCCCACAACCAGAUGAGCACCAUCUACUUCAAGACCUUCCUAAGCAUCCAUACCUACAGUACCCAUAUCCUGUUGGAAGGAAACCCCUGGAACUGCAAUUGUGACCUGCAGAAAGUGUUCCAUAAGCUUAGAAGUGUUCAAAGGCUCUUCUUGGAUGAUUACUAUAAUCUUAGCUGUAAUGCUCCGACAGAACUAGCGAACUACAGGUUGAUAGAUGUGGAUACGGAGCUGUGUAUCGCCGAGGUGGUUAUUGUGCUGAUUAUCACGAUCACCGUGGUGAUAACAGUGUUGGGGGCCAUCGUCAUGGCGGAGAGGAAGAGAAAGAAGAAGAAGAGGGGAAAGCAUUGGACGGAGCAGGGCAACUUGUCUGACUCAGAUCACUAGGGAUUGACUUCUUCACGGCAACACAAUCCUUUUAAUACAUUUGUACAGUAACAUGACGAAAAUAUCUAUCAGAGACAGUAAUAAGCGUUGUCAUAUUUUAAAGGGCAUUUGGUAGGCUAUUGUACAAUUUCACCAAUUAUUUAUUGUGCACAAGUGUAUUAAUCAAUUACUCAAUAUGUACACUUUCUGCAUUUGUAAUAAUACCAGAAUUUGUAGUGUUCUAUUAGAUACUUUGAUAUACAAUAUGAACAAUACUACAGGUGUGAAAAAUACCAAAUUAAACGAAAUUGAAAUGUG
Messenger RNA from Salvelinus sp. IW2-2015, 1385 nucleotides. Its product is annotated as leucine-rich repeat-containing protein 4C-like. The record is from RefSeq and is a predicted model, not a curated record. Lineage: Eukaryota; Metazoa; Chordata; Actinopteri; Salmoniformes; Salmonidae. Gene Ontology annotation, molecular function: protein binding. Gene Ontology annotation, cellular component: extracellular matrix.